Rattus rattus (black rat) is the source of this 3114-nucleotide messenger RNA. RefSeq names its product frizzled class receptor 5 (gene Fzd5). Lineage: Eukaryota; Metazoa; Chordata; Mammalia; Rodentia; Muridae. Gene Ontology annotation, biological process: non-canonical Wnt signaling pathway; canonical Wnt signaling pathway. Gene Ontology annotation, cellular component: plasma membrane. The record is from RefSeq and is a predicted model, not a curated record. The transcript has a single exon. Bases 27 to 1784 code for a protein of 585 amino acids. Gene Ontology annotation, molecular function: Wnt-protein binding; Wnt receptor activity.
CGGGUGGCAAAGGGAAGAAGGGGACGAUGGCUCGACCCGACCCGUCCGCGCAGCCCUCUCUUCUGCUGCUGUUGCUGGCACAGCUGGUGGGCCGGGCAGCGGCCGCCUCCAAGGCCCCAGUGUGCCAGGAAAUCACGGUGCCCAUGUGCCGCGGCAUCGGCUACAACCUGACGCACAUGCCCAACCAGUUCAACCAUGACACUCAGGACGAGGCAGGCCUGGAGGUGCACCAAUUCUGGCCGCUGGUGGAGAUCCACUGCUCCCCGGACCUGCGCUUCUUCCUGUGCUCCAUGUACACGCCCAUCUGCUUGCCUGACUACCACAAGCCGCUACCACCGUGCCGCUCCGUGUGCGAGCGCGCCAAGGCCGGCUGCUCGCCACUCAUGCGCCAGUACGGCUUCGCCUGGCCCGAGCGCAUGAGCUGCGACCGCCUCCCAGUGCUGGGCGGCGACGCCGAGGUUCUGUGCAUGGAUUAUAACCGAAGUGAAGCCACCACCGCGUCCCCUAAGUCCUUCCCGGCCAAACCCACACUCCCAGGACCACCAGGGGCGCCAUCUUCUGGGGGCGAGUGUCCCUCGGGAGGCCCAUCUGUGUGCACGUGCCGCGAGCCCUUCGUGCCCAUCCUGAAGGAGUCACACCCACUCUACAACAAGGUGCGCACCGGCCAAGUGCCCAACUGCGCAGUGCCCUGCUACCAGCCGUCCUUCAGCCCGGAUGAGCGCACGUUCGCCACCUUCUGGAUUGGCCUGUGGUCUGUGCUGUGCUUCAUCUCCACGUCCACCACGGUAGCGACCUUCCUCAUUGACAUGGAACGAUUCCGCUACCCUGAGCGCCCCAUCAUCUUCCUGUCUGCGUGCUACCUGUGUGUGUCACUGGGAUUCUUGGUGCGCCUGGUUGUAGGCCAUGCCAGCGUCGCCUGCAGCCGAGAGCACAGCCACAUUCACUAUGAGACUACCGGCCCUGCGCUGUGCACAGUCGUCUUCCUCUUAGUCUACUUCUUUGGCAUGGCCAGCUCCAUCUGGUGGGUCAUCCUGUCGCUCACCUGGUUCUUGGCGGCUGGCAUGAAGUGGGGCAAUGAGGCCAUCGCAGGCUAUGCACAGUACUUCCACCUGGCUGCUUGGCUCAUCCCCAGCGUCAAGUCCAUUACGGCGCUGGCACUGAGCUCCGUGGACGGAGACCCAGUGGCUGGCAUCUGUUAUGUGGGCAACCAAAACCUGAACUCGCUACGAGGCUUUGUCUUGGGCCCACUGGUGCUGUACCUGUUGGUGGGCACGCUCUUCCUUCUGGCAGGCUUCGUGUCACUCUUCCGCAUCCGGAGCGUCAUCAAGCAAGGUGGCACUAAGACGGACAAGCUAGAGAAGCUCAUGAUCCGCAUUGGCAUCUUCACUCUGCUCUACACGGUGCCAGCCAGCAUCGUGGUGGCCUGCUACCUGUAUGAACAGCACUAUCGGGAGAGCUGGGAGGCAGCCCUCACCUGCGCGUGUCCGGGGUCGGACGCUGGCCAGCCACGCGCCAAACCCGAGUACUGGGUGCUCAUGCUCAAGUACUUCAUGUGCCUGGUGGUGGGCAUCACGUCGGGGGUCUGGAUCUGGUCCGGCAAGACCCUGGAGUCUUGGCGGCGCUUCACCAGCCGCUGCUGCUGCAGCUCUCGACGGGGCCAUAAAAGCGGUGGCGCUAUGGUCGCAGGAGACUAUGCGGAGGCCAGCGCCGCACUCACUGGCAGGACCGGGCCGCCGGGCCCCGCGGCCGCAUACCACAAGCAAGUGUCCCUGUCGCACGUAUAGGAAGGCCUGGAGGCCGAGGCCCAGGGACAGUGCUGGACGUUGAAGGGGGCGGUUGUGUAGCUUGGUAGCUUUGUGAAGGUCACUUCCGUUUACCUUCUUGGUGCUGAUGCCCCCUCCCUGAGCGGCUUGGAGAGGAAAAGGGGGCGGUUUCAAAAGAUUACCUUUCCCCAGUCUUCUACCAGGGGGCUUGGCUUGCAGUGCUGUGGGGUUAAGUGUAUUCUAGUUUGCAUUUCUUACUGCUUUCUUUAGAAGUACCUUGUUUUUAAUUUAUAUGUAUAUUUUAAGUUUUAAAUUUGUUGCAUUUUGGCAACAAAAUUUACCUUUGCUUUGGGGGCUUCAUAAUCCUCAAACUGGCGUUGUAAUGAGGUUACUGUUGGUUCAGGUUUUUUUGGACUGUGUGGUCUAAACUAGGAAAAUAUAUUUCCUACACAUGUCUCUUUUUUUGUUUUUGUUUUUUUGCUUUUGUUUUAUUAAUGUGAACAGUGAAGGGCUGCUGUGACUGGGAAGGUGUAGGGAGAGCCUUCUUUUUUAGGUGGUUUCUUCUUAGAGUGCUUAAAAUGUCCAGGACACUCAGAGGCCAGAGGCCAUCUGCUCCUUCUGUGUCUAGCCCCCUCAAGUCCUCUCCGGGAGUAGAAUAUGAUGUGGUUAGGACCAUCCCCCAGAUGACACGGUUAGGGAGCCAGGAAUUUCGUGUGCCUCCUUACCCUUGCUCAGCAAGCCGUGGGCAGCUCGUUGCGGUCAUUCUCAUCCCUCUUAGAGCCAGCUGGCCCGCUUGUCUUGAAUAAGUUAGAGGUGGCAUUAUAGACCGGACAUAAACAUUUGCUAUAGAGCCCAAGGGCUGGGAUUGGUUGACUGAACUGGUGGGAAGGUAAGCUUUCUGCCAGAGGGAGGGGGUGGUUCUUAAUAAGCAGUGCCCCCCCCCCUAGAAUUAAAAAAACGUGUGCUACAAAUUUCAGUAAAUGUAGACCCACUCCCUUUUUCUGGAAGUAGUUUGGAAUCCCUGCUAAAGGGGGGCUCUCUUUUAGAUUAAAGGACAAAAAACGGAUAUGCUUCCAGUAAUUAAAGUAAAUUCCCAUUGCCUUGUAUCUGCUGCUCUCAGCCCACCUCCUUUAUCAUGUUAAACAGUCUUUCUUGCUUUUCUUAUUCCUCCUGGUGGAGAGCAGCGAUUAGAAACCACACCCACCCACCAAUGAAGUGCUGAGACUGGGGGAGGGAGGCUAGUUACCUGGGAACAAACAUUGGCUCAGGGAAAACAGGUCUCCCUGAACUCGCAAGUUUAAAGGCAGAUAUUCCCCCAAGCGGCUACCAAUCCCUAGUAGUCUGAAAACAA